Messenger RNA from Penicillium argentinense, 1143 nucleotides. Its product is annotated as glycoside hydrolase family 16 protein. Gene Ontology annotation, biological process: glucan catabolic process. Gene Ontology annotation, molecular function: hydrolase activity, hydrolyzing O-glycosyl compounds. The coding region runs from base 1 to 1143 and encodes 380 amino acids. The transcript is spliced from 3 exons. Lineage: Eukaryota; Fungi; Ascomycota; Eurotiomycetes; Eurotiales; Aspergillaceae. The record is from RefSeq and is a predicted model, not a curated record.
AUGAGAUAUACAGAUCCAUACUAUACGGGAGGCGAUUACAGUCGCUACGGACAUGCGACUUCCCAAUUUCCGCAAUUCGAUGAUCCCAGUCGCGCCGCCUAUGCCUACCCGACACAAGCACCGCCCCGCUAUUCCGAAAUCGUAGGACGAGCGCCCACAGUUGAACGACCAUGGUAUGAUGUUCGGGGCUGGUCAUUGCGAAAAAAAUUGAUCGUCGCCGGUUGUGUUGUGGUUAUCAUCGUCGCGGUGAUCGUGGGGGCUGUCGAAGGCACGAAGGCAGCGGCAUAUCCAAAUUAUUCCGCAUUGAACUACACAUUGAAGGAUACUUAUUCCGGGUCCUCCUUCUUCGAUAAUUUCGAAUAUGCUACCAGUGAUCCUACCAAUGGCUUUGUGCAAUAUGUGGAUUCGCAAACAGCGUCGCAGAUGAAUUUGACCUACGCUUCCGAGUCAUCAGCUGUCAUCAAGGUGGACACCGAUACACAGAACCAAACCUCCGGCCGCAAAUCAGUUCGCAUUACAUCCACAAACACAUAUGAAAGUGGACUGUUCAUCUUUGAUGUGGUUCACACUCCGUAUGGGUGUGCGACAUGGCCAGCGCUAUGGUUGACAGACCCCAGCAAUUGGCCGGAGAAUGGAGAAAUCGACGUGAUUGAAUCGAAUAACAACGGCACAAAUGGAAAUUCCAUGACUUUGCACACCUCCAGCGGAUGCAAAAUGAAUGUUCGGCGAAAGGAAACGGGCAGUGCGCAGGUAAAAAAGGCAACUUAUGGCGGGGCUUUCAACGAUAACGGUGGCGGAGUCUAUGCCAUGGAGCUGCGCGAUGCCGGAAUUCGCAUCUGGAUGUUUACGCGCGAUAACGUCCCGUCCGACAUCUCGAAUUCGAGCAGUACACCCGAUCCAUCAACAUGGGGCGAGGCGCUGGCCGACUUCCCAAGCACAAACUGCGAUAUUAGCUCCCACUUCCGAAACCAGAGCAUCGUCGCCAAUAUCGACAUCUGCGGUGAUCUUGCUGGUGCAGACUCAUAUUACAAAGACAUGUACUCUUGUCCCGGGUCAUGUAAACAGUAUGCGGCUGAAAAUGGGGCUGCUUUCGGUGAUGCGUAUUGGGAGUUUAAUAGUUUCAAAGUUUAUUCUGCAUCCUGA